GCAGUUAUGCCGGCCCGUCCUACGAUGAUAUCGUUCCUAUGGAGAGCAUACAAGGUCAGUGGGCGAGAUGUGCAAAGGGCUGGCUCCCUUUGUGCUUGGAUGGCCGGAACGUUUUCGAGGUGGUGGAGGGUACUCUGCGAGCACGCUGUGUCUCCUCUCAGGGUGUGGCCUACAGAAGAACUGCGAACCUGGAGGACCGCGAGAUGACAGUGAUGGGGCCGAUCUUCCAAGAAGUUGUGGAUGUCACGGAGCGGCUUGGCAACUGGAUUCGAUGCGCGAAUGGCUGGCUGCCUUUGUCCAUAGGCGGGCAGCCGGUCUUCGAGCUGUUUGCAGAAGCCAAGCAGAGACCACAUCAGGUGCAAGCGGAAGACGCAGGUUCGCAUUUGGGCAAAACGCUGUGGCCCUUCGGAGGACUUGCAGAUACCUGGACGUGGUUUCUAGUGCGGACCUCUUGUCGUUGGGGUUUCAGCUUUGCAACCAGCUCUCCGAAACUGACGCUGAGCCUGGUUGUCCUGUCCGGCAUCUCACUUUCAGUAUCGGCGUUCAUGGCAAGGAUAAUGUUUCGUGCAUGGUGGUACUCGCUCCCAUCUCUCCGCUGA
Molecule: messenger RNA, 599 nt
Organism: Symbiodinium pilosum
Lineage: Eukaryota; Dinophyceae; Suessiales; Symbiodiniaceae
Source: the annotation of a GenBank genome assembly